AUGAGCGCGAUUCUGUCUGCGGAUGAUUUGAAUGACUUCAUAUCACCAGGAGUUGCUUGUAUAAAGCCAGUUGAGACACUGCCGAAGAAGCAGGAAGAGAACCCAUAUGAAGUGACGACGGAAGAUAAGCUGGAGGAGCAGAACCCUCCACCAGCUCAGAUAUCUCUUACGGAUUGUCUGGCAUGUUCAGGCUGCGUCACAUCAGCUGAAGCAGUGCUGGUGUCGUUACAGUCGCAUGCGGAAGUGUUAAACACCCUCGACGCAAACCCUGAAAUACGGCUUGAUGGUGGGGGUAGAACAGAAGACAGAGAUGGGAAGAUUUUCGUUGCCAGCGUGAGCCCGCAGGUCCGGGCCAGCUUGGCUGCUACUUAUGGUAUAUCAGAAAAGAAUGCAGGAUAUAUGAUCGAACAAUUUCUUAGUGGACCAAACGGCCUGCGGGCAGGCGGACAACACGGCAGUGGCUUUACAUGGGUUGUCGACACUAAUAUCAUGCGCCAGGCUGUGUUAGAGCUCAGUACAGAUGAGGUCACCGAAUCACUAAAUGAUGCCGCACCAACGACCUCACACGAUGAAUCAGGCAAAUUCUCUCUGCCUAACAGACCUAUUCUCGCGUCUUCUUGUCCAGGGUGGAUAUGCUAUGCGGAGAAAACCCAUCCACACGUUCUACCUCAUCUAUCACGCUUGAAGUCUCCCCAGGCCUUGAUGGGGACGUUCCUCAAGACCAUUAUAAGCAAGAAGCUCAAUAUAUCACCAUCUCAAGUAUGGCAUCUUGCGAUAAUGCCUUGUUUCGACAAGAAGCUCGAGGCAAGCCGACAGGAAUUAACGGAUGUUUCUUGGAGAGGGGAGGCAUUAGACAAGGCCAGUUCCCCUGUCAGAGAUGUCGACUGUGUCAUUACCUCCAAGGAAUUGCUUAUGCUUGCUUCAUCCCGAAACAUCUCUCUUCCAUCUUUACCCCUUGAACCACUACCAACACACCUCUCGACCCCGUUUCCCGACCAAACCAUCGCCCAAUUCCUUUCUAACAAUAAUACCCUACAUUCCACACAACCUGCAGCUGCAGGACCAUCAGGAGGAUACCUCCAUCAUCUCCUUACAACCUACCAAUCCAAACAUGCCGAUAGCAUUAUUCAAUCCCAGAGAGGCCGCAACGCAGAUGUAGUUGAAUAUACCCUCGUCUCAGCAACCGGCGAACCAAUCAUCAAAGCAGCGCGGUACUACGGGUUCAGAAACAUCCAGAAUCUAGUUCGCAAGUUGAAGCCUGCUAGAGCCUCGAGACUACCUGGCUCAAGAGUCAAUGGUUCUGGAGCCAGGGCACGACCUGCACCGGUAUCUAAUGGAAAGCCAGGUGCUCCUAUACCCCCGACCGAGUUUGCUUAUGUUGAAGUUAUGGCUUGUCCGGGUGGAUGUACGAAUGGUGGAGGUCAGAUCCGACUUGAAGAUGCCAGACAGGCGAAUUCUUCACUGGCUUUGCCUGAAGGCAGUGCUUUGGAGCAAACUUCAAAACCAACGCCCCAUGAUCAACGGGCGUGGCUUGCUCGAGUUGACGAGGCAUAUUAUUCGGAUUCCUCGGAGGACGGCGACCAAGUUAAUAAACCACAUCGUAUGUCUUCUGCUGAAGAGAUACAUUCCAUACUGAGGUAUUGGUCUAAUAUGCUUGGUGUUCCUCUCGAAGAUCUGGUAUAUACCACCUACCGUAAGGUGGAGAGUGAUGUAGGGAAACAAAAAGGUCUAGCAGGAAGCAUAGAUACAGCUCGUGUUGCGGAGUUGGCUGGCAAGGCCGGUGGCGGUUGGUAA
Molecule: messenger RNA, 1794 nt
Organism: Trichophyton benhamiae CBS 112371
Lineage: Eukaryota; Fungi; Ascomycota; Eurotiomycetes; Onygenales; Arthrodermataceae
Exons: 2
Coding region: 1-1794 (597 amino acids)
Biological process (GO): iron-sulfur cluster assembly
Cellular component (GO): cytosolic [4Fe-4S] assembly targeting complex
Molecular function (GO): 4 iron, 4 sulfur cluster binding
Source: RefSeq, a predicted model, not a curated record